Thamnophis elegans (Western terrestrial garter snake) is the source of this 972-nucleotide messenger RNA. RefSeq names its product adenosine receptor A1-like. The record is from RefSeq and is a predicted model, not a curated record. The coding region runs from base 31 to 972 and encodes 313 amino acids. Lineage: Eukaryota; Metazoa; Chordata; Lepidosauria; Squamata; Natricidae. Gene Ontology annotation, biological process: G protein-coupled adenosine receptor signaling pathway. Gene Ontology annotation, molecular function: G protein-coupled adenosine receptor activity. The transcript has 2 exons. Gene Ontology annotation, cellular component: synapse; membrane; dendrite.
GGGCCUGCAGCUAGUGCGCAUCAGGACAUCAUGUCAGAGUUCAACCCAUUGGAUAUUGUUUAUAUCUUCAUAGAGGUGCUGAUUGCCCUUGUAUCCAUCCCCGGGAAUAUCCUGGUAAUCUGGGCUGUCAAAGUGAACAAGUCUCUCCGGGAUGCUACCUUCUACUUUAUUGGGUCUCUGGCAGUGGCAGACGCAGCUGUUGGAACAUUUGCAGUUCCUCUGGCCAUCACAAUCUCCCGAGGACCAAGCAUGAAUUUCUACCAGUGCCUGAUGUUGAUCUGUCCUCUCCUCAUCCUCACAGAAAGCUCCAUUUUGGCAUUAUUGGCUAUUGCCGUGGAUCGCUAUCUCCGGGUCAAGAUUCCUAUCCGUUAUAAGAAUGUGAUGACCCCCAGACGUGCAGGGGUUGCUAUUGGCUGCUGCUGGCUGAUCUCCCUCCUUGUGGGCAUGAUUCCGCUAUUUGGAUGGAACGAAAAGGAAAAAAAGACCUUCAAUUCUACUUGCAAAUUUGAUAAGGUCAUCAGCAUGAAAUACAUGGUUUAUUUCAAUUUCUUUGGGUGCGUGUUGCCUCCACUGGUCUUUAUGCUCAUCAUCUACAUAGCGGUUUUCAAGAUCAUUCGCAAACAACUCAGCAAAAAGUUUGGAUCCAAUUCAGCAUGCCCAGAAAAAUACUAUGGGAAGGAACUGAAAAUUGCCAAGUCUCUUGCCUUAGUGCUAUUCCUUUUUGCUCUGUGCUGGCUUCCUCUGCACAUUUGCAACUUUGUCGGCCUAUUCAUUUCUGAAUUAAAAGAGUUAAAGGUCCUCACCCUAAUUGCUGUAUGCAUGACUCAUUUGAACUCAGCCAUGAACCCCAUUAUUUAUGCAUUUAGGAUUAAAAAAUUCAGGACCACAUUCCUGCAAAUCUGGAACCAGUAUUUUUAUUGCAAAAUGGACAGGCAUUCAAAUAAUAUUGGUGAUACUGACAUUGCUAUUUAG